This is a messenger RNA of Lampris incognitus (smalleye Pacific opah), 7556 nucleotides long. Its product is annotated as polycystic kidney disease protein 1-like 2. Gene Ontology annotation, molecular function: carbohydrate binding; protein binding; calcium ion binding. The transcript has 41 exons. The record is from RefSeq and is a predicted model, not a curated record. Lineage: Eukaryota; Metazoa; Chordata; Actinopteri; Lampriformes; Lampridae. Gene Ontology annotation, cellular component: membrane. Gene Ontology annotation, biological process: detection of mechanical stimulus.
AUGGACGGAUCCGUUCUCUUCCUCCUCUUCAUCUGGAUGGUUCUCUCCCUCAGCUCGUCUUCUUGUGCCAAGGAUGAGACAGACGUCCUGCCCUGCCCACAGCACCAACAGUCCUUUGAUGGGUCCUGCUAUGAAUUUGUGGGUCUGCGGCGCCCCUUCCUGGGCGCUCAGGGUUGGUGUGAGAAUGGCGGAGGACACUUGGCGUUCAUCCUCAAUGACGAAACACAGCAGUUCCUUCAGAAGCACCUGGAACCAGAGACAGACUGGUGGCUUGGCUUGGCGCCAGCCUCUCCAAACCUUACCCUGGACUCUGCAGCUGCCGAGGAUCCGUGUGCUCUGUCAUGGCUGGACGGCUCAGACAUCAGCUAUAGUAACUGGGUGGAGAGUCCGGACGCAGCAGCAGCCUGUGGACAUGUUCUGGGACACGCCGCUUUCCAAUGGAGGGCGACCGGCAACUGCAGCCAGGAACUACACUUCAUUUGCCAGUUUGAGACUGGCAGGUCGGUUGCAUGCGAUGGCCGAAAUGCGACUCUGCAGUGUGGUUCUGGUCAAGUUAUAGAAAUAGACGACAGCUUCUACGGCCGGAAAACAAUCCAUUACUGCCGAUCCAGAAGUCUCCCCAGACCUGCAUCCACCCAGGAGGAGUGCAGCUGGAUGGAUGCGGUGCAGUCCGUCACAGGUCAUUGCCGCGGCCUCCAGUCUUGCCAGGUGGGGCCAGAUGUGAGCUCCUUCCCGGACCCGUGUCCUGGUCUGGGGAGUUACCUGUCUGUCGACUAUCGCUGCAGAGAUGGGCUCCACUUGUUGAUAAGUAAACUGGCUGCUGUUUUUGACAACGUCACCAUCACCGUGAAGUGGCUCCUCCAUCCAUUUCAGGGCAACCUCAGCUGCACACUGAGUGCCGGGGACGGACACACCAUCGAGCCCUACAGCCCUGCACGGUUGGAGAGCAGUGUGAUGCACAGAUACACUACGCCGGGUGUUUUCCUGGUCAGGGUAGAGUGCUCCACCAGCGACUGGCAUGUCACCGCUCACAAAACCAUCUCCGUCCUGGAGCCUGUCGGACAGCUCGGUGUCAUACGGUGCUUUAGCAGAAACCUUUCAACAGACAGCAGUGAAUGCAUGGCUGUCUAUGGAAGCCCUUUUAAAGUCCAGGUUGAAUUACAGGCAGGAACCAAUGUGACCUUGAGAAUCCAAAACAGAGAAAUGCUGGUUGCAAAUUCAAUGGUUAACGGCAGCGGUGUCCCUCACAACAUGUCGGUUGCAGCCGAGGCCGUGGGGCAGCUCGGGCUCGGCUGCCAUCAACUGAGCCUGCAUGCGUCCAACAGCAUUAGCGGGAACGGUGUGUCUGCACCGCUGCAGUUGUGUCUGAUGGAGGAAGUGGACGGCCUGCAGGCGUCCAUCGUGGCGGAGGAAGACGAGUGUCCCGAUGCUUCAGAACUCCUCAUCAGUGUGUCAGUGAGGCGAGGCAUCCCCGUCCAGCUCCUCUUCUCUUUGACCGGAGACAACGACAUGUUGUCUGAGAACAGAGACCUGUUGAAUGCCUCCUCACAAAUCUUCCAUUUCUUCAACCCAGUCGAAGGACUCUCAGGGGUGAAAAUAAGAGCCGUGAAUGUCUUCUCUGCGGCGGAGGUGGAGGUGGACCUGGAAAAGAUCAUGAAAGCUUGUCAGAAUUACUCGGACGCCUCAGAUGAGCGUGGAAACACAAUGGAGAACAUGAGCAUUCCCAGUUCAGACCAGUUUAUAAUUGUGGCCUCUGAAGACACACUGGUGGACCGCAGUCAGAGUCUCAUACUGGAAGUGAAUGGGACAGGGGAGCUGACUGGAAGCCGAGGAAACAGUUCUACUGGUUUCCUCCACACAGAAGGAGAAUGCAGAUGCAACGGAACGACAAAUGACACCACUCAUGUCAUUGAAGAAGACUGUCUUCCUGAUCCACUUCAGUUCUUCAAGUACGUUUUCAGUGUGAGGAAAAAAGCCUGGUUCAGGAAACGGGUUGACCUGACUUCCACAUCUCACUGCGUCACCGUCACGCCAGAGGAAUUCACACAUGUCACCAUCAGUUGUGAUGACUGUACCUCUGCCAGCAUGAGUGACCAUGUAAAAUUCAGCCUGACCUGUCAGUCAACUUGUCCAGAUGUGUUGUGGCAUAUUGAGGACCCCAAACCUUUGACAGGGGAACUGACAGACUGUUACAGCAGCGCGGGUCGGAAGCCGCUGAUAGAAAAGCAGGAUGGUGACACUGAAUACAGGGUGGACAGCCGACAUCUGAGAGAUGCAGAAAACACACACCAGAACUUCACCGUCGUUGUUUACGGUAAGAAGGUGCCAGGCUAUGCCAGAUACACAAUUCCCCUGUCGGAUAACACACCACCGGAGCCAGACGUCAUCUCACAAGGUACCCCCGACCCGGCUGUUGCCCUGCCUCCUCUGUCAUGCAGCAUCUCUCCGCCAGCGGGGACACAGCUGGACGCUUUCACCAUCAGCUGCUCGGCCGCCUCCUUCUGCUCAGCAGGCUCCUGUCUCUACUGCUUCAGAGCAGACCGUGGUGAGCAUCUGCGUUGCAGUCACAUGAAUGAAGUGAAAUCUGUCUUUCUGCCUCUUGGAGACGAGAACCACAAUUACAGUCUAUCUGUUGUGGUGACGGUGAAAAAUGGAAACGAGAAGAUUUCCACAGUCAUCACCACUCAGGUGCAGAGAAGUCAGAGCAGUUCGUCGGUAGAAUCUCUGCAGACCGCAGUCCAGGGUUCUGUAACCCAGCUGGAGCAACAAGGUCUUCUGUCUGGAGAAGCUCUGGCUCAGAUCUUCACCUCCGUGUCCGACAUGCUCAACAUGGAGUCCAACCAAGACCAGCAGGAUGCGAGGAAGAAGCUCAGAGAACAGAUGCUCACCAGAAUGACAUUGGUUCUGCUGGAGUCCCCCACCAACAGGACACAGGAAGUGCAUGUGACAGCGCUAGCGGUCGCAGGCCUCACCAAGCUGGCAGAUGAGCUAACACCCGCCGCUCAGGUUGAGGCUAGUUCGCUGUUGGCAAACCUCAGUUCUUCCCUCCAGUCCAUCAGUGAAAGUCAGGCUGGUGAUGAAGAUGAAGAUGACGUGGCCGAAGCAGCCACGCCCAUUGUAGAGGCAGCCAGUAACAUCCUGAAUGUGUCUUCCAAUAAAAAAGUCUCUGAUUUACUUCUUACUGGGAUGAACAAUGUUCAGAGUGCACUUCUGAGUGGGAAACCUGUGAAUGGCGAGCCCGCAGUCAUCCGUGCUGGUCAGAUCAGUGUGUACGUCAACAGAGUGUCUUCAGACUCCAUGCAGAACCAGAGUAUAGACACCCAGACGAAGACCUCCGCCCGCUUUUCUUUUCCUCCGCUGCCGGCUGACUUGCUGGCACCAGAUGAGCCGCUGGACGUGAGGAUGAUGAGUUUUGAGAGGAAUCCAUAUUCCUGGAGUAAAGAAAACAUCAGCAGCGUCGUGGCAUCCGUCUCUCUUGCACGAGUCGGCGGUGACAUCAUUCCUGUGGAGAACCUGCCUGAGGAGAUAGAGAUUCUCCUGCCGAGACUGGCGGAAGGACAGGAGAACGUCAGCCUCCUGGACUUGGGAAAUUACAGCACAGUAAUAAUUGACAUUCCCUCGCCUGACGUGACACUGGUGCUGAAACUGGAGCCCUCCGAUAAUAUUCCUCUCAAACUGUUGUUGGGGUAUUUGGAUUACCCCAGUGAUGACACAUACCUGGCCCAGACUCGUUUGCCCCGACAGCAAGUUAAAGAAGAGGAGAGAUACAUCUGGGUGUUGGGUCCCAGGGAGAGAGGAGGGGAUGUAGGCCUCCAUUAUCUGGUGGUAAAGCCCAUCGUGGAGGGGGGCAUCAGAUCUGUAAAUGCCUCCGUUGCCAUCACACCGGUGGCUGCUCAGUGCAGGUACUGGAAUGAGACCCUGGCUUCGUGGAGUGAGGCUGGCUGCAGGGUAUGUGUUAUAUCUGACAUGCAGACCCUCCUCGUGUUCUGAAGAAGAAGGCAGAAGUCAAGUCCAGCCCUCUUGUUUUUAUGACAGGUGGGUCCUCUCACCACACCGCGGGUCACCCAGUGCCUCUGCAACCACUUAACCUUCUUCGGGAGCUCGUUCUUCGUUAUGCCAAACCUGGUGGACGUGUCACGCACCGCCGAGCUGUUUGCCACAUUCACAAACAAUCCUGUGGUGGUUUCUUUUGUUGGCGCCAUUUUUGCAUCUUAUCUCAUGGUAGUUGUUUGGGCUCGAAGGAAGGACAUCCAGGACUCGGCUAAGGUCAAGAUAACUGUGCUUGAGGACAAUGACCCCUUGGCUGAAUAUCGCUACAUGCUAACUGUUAACACCGGGCACCGACGUGGCGCCUCCACCUCCUCUCAGGUUACAGUGACUUUGCUGGGUACAGAGGGAGAGAGUGAGCCUCACCACCUGACAGACGGAGAGAAGCCAGUGUUUGAGCGAGGCGGUACGGACUUGUUCCUGUUGACUACGGCUUUCUCUCUGGGAGAGCUGCACAGCAUCCGACUGUGGCACGAUAACUCAGGAACACACCCUGCAUGGUACAUCAACAAGGUUAUGGUGCAGGAUCUGGAGACCGGACAGAAAUGGCAUUUUCUAUGUAACUCCUGGCUGGCCAUCGAUAUGGCAGAGUGUACAUUGGACAAAGUUUUCCCAGUUGCCACAGACAUGGAUUUGAGGAGAUUUAGUAAUCUGUUCUUCACGAAGACGGCGAGGGACUUCCGUGACAGCCAUAUCUGGUUCUCUGUGGUCAGCCGGCCCCCCAGCAGCUCCUUCAGCCGUGUGCAGAGAGUCUCCUGCUGCUUGUCUCUGCUGCUGUGCACCAUGCUGACCAGCAUCAUGUUCUGGGGCAUCCCCACAGACCCCUCAGAGCAGACGAUGGACCUCGGCCAUAUUGAGUUCACCUGGCAGCAGGUUUUGAUCGGAGUUCAAAGUUCAGUCAUCAUGUUUCCCAUCAAUCUGCUUAUCGUGAGUAUCUUCAGAAACACACGUCCUCGAGUGAGGUCUGGUAAAUCAGAGGCCUGCAAGCAGGGGAAGACGGGCCGAGUGUCUCCUUCACAGAGCAGCUCUCCUCAGAAAGAGACCAGAGACAUUACGCCUGACACCGUCAUCAAGGACAUCAAGAGAAUUGCUCAGUCGCUCUCGAGGGCUAUGAAAAGUCCUGUUCCCCUUGUGGAUCUCAGACCGGGUCAACAGGCUGACAUUAACUCUCUGCUGUCUAUGGUGGAGGACAUCAUCCGCCAGCAAAACCGAGCCAGAGGAGAGUUUUACUCUGAUGCCGCUAAGACAGACGGCUCCAUGAUUCUCACAUUGGGUUCAGUCAAUCUACAAGAGAGCAGUGUGUGUGGGAGUCCUGAAAAAGUGAGGGAAGGAGUCCAGAAGAGGAGCAACAGUCAAUAUCUGUACCGGCAGCUUCGUCACGUGGAGAAGGAGUUGGGUUUGCUUGGCCCGUCUCGUUUUCCCAACCCAGACAGCUUCAACCGGGCAGUGCAACAAGUCCAGGGAAUGAAGGGUCUUCUGGAGCACCACCUCCCUCCAUCCGGCCUACAAGGGGAUGUGCUGGGCCCUGGCCCUGCAGAAAGCAUCAAUGGAGACAAUACCAGAAAAUGCUGUUCGGGGGGGUUACCUUGGUGGUUCGUGUACGUAGGAUGGAUACUGGUGAUCGCUACUAGUGGUGUUUCAGGAUAUUUCACUAUGAUGUAUGGACUGACAUAUGGGAAGGAUCGCUCUAUAAGCUGGCUCAUCUCAAUGGUGGUCUCCUUCUUUGAGAGUCUCUUCAUUACUCAACCUCUGAAGGUCUUCGGUUUUGCUGCGUUUUUCGCUCUUGUCCUGAAAAGAGUGGAUCAGGAAGAAUAUGGCGAGCCUCAGAUAGAAGACACUUUCAGCAACCCAGAUGAUCCUGACGCUGUGCGAGUGGCCAGAAGAGACAGCACGUGCAGCUUUUACCAGCCGCCUCCAUCCACAGACAUUGAGAAGAUGAGGAGAAACAUGGUGAAAGAGCAGAAAGUCUUCGCCCUCAUUAAGGAGAUCCUCGCUUACAUUGGUUUCAUGUGGGUGUUGCUCCUGGUGGCGUAUGGUCAGAGAGACCCAAAUGCGUAUUUUCUGAGCCAGCACAUCCGAGAGAGCUUCAGCAAAGGAAUCUCGGACAGUAUGAGCAUCCAUGAUAUUUUCAUCUGGGCAAACACGUCUCUACUGAGCAACCUCUACGGAGAAUAUCCAGGAUUCAUCACAGAUGGAAACUCCAAGCUGGUGGGGAGUGCACGUCUUCGGCAGGUGAGGGUGUUGAAGGACUCCUGCCGUCUUGCUGGCUCCAUGCGGCGCUCUGUGCUGGACUGUCAUGCUCCAUAUUCGUGGGAGUUGGAGGAUGUUGGCUCCUAUGGUCCAGGAUGGAGACACAUCGGAGCACAAAACUCCUCUCAGGACCUCCAUGGCCCCUGGAGGUACCAGUCUCAGGCCCAGCUUAAGGCCCACCCUGUCUGGGGUAACGUGGUUAUUUACAGAGGAGGUGGCUUUGUGGCGGAUCUGGGCCCAGACUUACAAAAGUCCAGCAGAACUCUUGGCUACCUUUUUGACAACACGUGGCUUGACAUCUACACUCAGGCAGUCUUUGUUGAGUUCACCGUGUACAACGCCAAUGUCAACCUGUUCUGUAUUGUGACUCUGCUGCUAGAGACAACUGCCAUAGGAGCAUUCCAGUUUCGCAGUGAGCUCCAAAGUGUCCGUCUCUACCAGUCCCCCGGUGGACUUCACAUCUUUGUCAUGGCAUCUGAAGUUAUCUAUUUCCUCUUCAUCAUCUAUUACAUGCUUGUUCAGGGAAAGCUGAUGAAAAAACAGAAGUGGUCUUAUUUUAAAAGUAAAUGGAGUCUGUUAGAGGUGUCCAUCAUCAUUCUCAGCUGGAGUGCGCUGUCUGUCUUCAUUAAGAGGUCUCUUCUUGGGAACCGGGACAUGGCCUACUACCAGAACCACAGAGACCAAUAUGCCAGUUUCCAUGAGACGGCCACGGCUGAUGCAGUUCUGGGAUAUCUGAUCGCCUUCCUGGUGCUGCUGGCGACGGUCAAACUGUGGCACCUGCUGAGACUGAACCCUAAACUACACAUGAUAACCGCCACUCUGCAGCGCGCCUGGACAGAUAUAUCGGGCUUCCUGCUGGUCAUGACCAUCAUGUUCCUUGCGUACUCCAUUGCUUCCAAUCUGAUGUAUGGCUGGAAGCUGUACUCAUACCGAACCCUGAUGGAUGCAGCUCAGACGAUGGUCAGUUUGCAGCUCGGCAUUUUCAACUAUGAAGAGGUCCUGAAUUACAAUCCUGUGCUGGGUGCGUUCCUCAUUGGCUCCUGCAUCGUCUUCAUGACCUUUGUGGUGCUGAACCUCUUCAUCUCUGUCAUCCUCGUAGCAUUUAGUCAAGAGCAGAUCCAUCAUGAGCCGUCAGAAGAAGAGGAGAUUGUGGAUCUGAUGCUGAUGAAACUCUGCAGUCUGUUUGGAAUAAAAUGUAAGAAACAGGAUGCCAACGGUCCGCCAGAGAACGCAGUAGUUUGACUUGCUGUGACCAAAAG